Molecule: messenger RNA, 1023 nt
Organism: Macrosteles quadrilineatus (aster leafhopper)
Lineage: Eukaryota; Metazoa; Arthropoda; Insecta; Hemiptera; Cicadellidae
Exons: 2
Coding region: 1-1023 (340 amino acids)
Biological process (GO): DNA integration
Molecular function (GO): nucleic acid binding
Source: RefSeq, a predicted model, not a curated record
AUGAAAGGGAAGGCACGUUUUCAAGUCUGGUGGCCUAAACUGGACAAGGACUUGGAAGAACACACUAGACAUUGCAAUGGAUGUCAAGAAAACAGAAGCAAAGAUCCUGAAAUGCCGUUAUUCUCAUGGCCUGUUCCUGGAGAAGUUUGGUCACGGAUCCACAUCGAUUUUGCCGGACCCUUCAUGGGGAAAAUGUGGUUGAUUGUAGUAGAUGCUCGGUCAAAAUGGCUUGAAGUAUUCCCGAUGUCGUCAACUUCAACAAAGUCAACGAUCAAAGCUUUAGAAGAGUUAUUUUCAAGAUUUGGCUAUCCAAGGGUAAUUGUAAGCGAUAAUGGACCACAGCUAACAUCCUACGAGUUUCAAACCUUUUGUAAGAGCCUAAACAUUAAACAUGCUCGAAUCACCCCCUAUCACCCAAAAAGCAAUGGGUUAGCGGAACGAUGUGUUCGUACAUUCAAAGAACGCAUGAAUGCUUCAAAAGGAAAUGCUGGGACUUUGCAAGAAAAACUCAACAGCUUUUUAUUUGCUUACAGAACGUCACUGAGAAGAUCUACUGGAAAAACUCCAGCAUUCAUGAUGUUUGGUCGCGAAUUACGCUCCAAAUUAGACAUGUUGUUUCCUGACGUUGAGCAGAAAAACGACGAAGAGUUGGUUCAACAGCGGCUACAAAAACCUGGAUCAAAAGAAAAAGUUUUUAAAGAGGACGACAAUGUAUGGGUACUAGACAAAUCUGGAGCUGGUUUCAAGAAAGGAACGAUUGUGAAAGUGAAUGGAUCAUCGGGGAACAUCGGCUCAUCGUCGGCUCAUCGUUGGUUCAACAUUGGCUGGAGAGAUGGCAUCGUAGAACUUCGAGACCAAUCAGGGACUACGGCGACGCAGGGCUACCAACAGCGCUUGAUUGAUGUCAACCAUGUCAACUUCCCGUGGAUGACGACAACUUCCCUGAGUGAGGCAACACUGCAUCUGAACUUCAGCUGGCGACUUCAACUUCCGAGAUCGAGAUGGCACUGGCAAGGAAAAUAA